Molecule: messenger RNA, 3558 nt
Organism: Quercus robur (English oak)
Lineage: Eukaryota; Viridiplantae; Streptophyta; Magnoliopsida; Fagales; Fagaceae
Exons: 3
Coding region: 1-3558 (1185 amino acids)
Molecular function (GO): RNA-DNA hybrid ribonuclease activity; nucleic acid binding
Source: RefSeq, a predicted model, not a curated record
AUGAGGACCCUUGCAUGGAACUGUCGGGGUGCUGGUAGAGCCUCGACAGUUCGAGCCAUCAGGGAGCUGAUCCGUGAGUCCACUCCGGAGGUAGUCUUCCUGUCAGAAACUAAAUCAAAAACUCCAAGAAUAGGUAUGAUAAAUUCUAAAUUGAAAUAUGUUGAUUUUCAUUGUGUGGAGCCUAGCGGGCGUUCUGGUGGCUUAGCUUUGUUUUGGAGGCUAAGUGUUGAUUUAGAAGUGGUUUAUUCAAACUUGAACCUAAUUGCUGCUCUUGUUUAUUCUGAUCCUCCUAAUUCCCCUUGGUUAUUAUUUGCUGUUUAUGGGCCUUGCAAGAGUAGUAAGAAAAUGAAUUUUUGGAGGAUGAUAGAGAACAUGGUGCUCUCCUUUUCUGGACCUUGGGUAAUCAUUGGGGACCUAAAUUGUAUAAAAAGAAUGGAUGAGAAAAGAGGGGGUCGAUCAACUUCUGGUCAUAACCCAAUAUUGUUGGAUACUCAUUUUGAGUCUGAAACUUUGAAUCGCCCCUUCAGAUUCGAAGCAAUGUGGACGAAGGAAGAUAGCAGUAGAGUUGUGGUUGAUAAUGCUUGGCAAUUUGAUGUAGAGGGAUCCCAUAGUUUCCGUCUUGUAAAUAAGCUGGAAAAGACGAAGAAGGACUUAAAGAAAUGGAAUAAGGAGGUUUUCGGCAUUGUCAGGGAGAGAAUUAAGUCGCUUCAAGCUAACAUUGCUGGAAUUCAACAAAAACCCCCCACAAAAGAAAAUUUAGAAUUGGAAGCUGCACUUAGUCUUGAAUUAGAUGAUUGGUUGUUGAGGGAUGAAUUAAGAUUGAAGCAGAAGUCUAGAGAAUUAUGGUUGAAAGAGGGUGAUCGAAACUCGAGAUUCUUUCACCUUUCCACUCUUAUUCGGAGGAGAAGGAAUCGCAUAGAGGAAAUCAAAUUGGAGGACGGAUCUUGGAUAACUAAUAGGUCUGACAUCCAGAGUUAUUUUGAAGAAAAUUUUAAGACUCUGUAUCGAACCAGUGAACCCCAAGUUCCUAGAGACCUAGAGAAUUUAAUUGGCCCUUGCAUAUCUGAGGAAGAAAAUCGAGAGCUUUGCAGAAUUCCUUCCAGGGAAGAAAUUCGAAAGGUGAUUUUUGGAAUGAAGUCUCUAAAGGCUCCUAGCCCUGAUGGUUUCCCAGCUUUGUUUUAUAAACACUACUGGGAUAUUGUUGGUGAUCAAGUGGUGAUUGCAACUCAAAGUUUUUUUAGAGACGGCUGGCUAUUAAGGAAUCUUAAUCGGACCUUUAUUUCUCUUAUUCCAAAGAAACCAGGAGCUUGCAAUUUUAAUCAAUUCCGUCCGAUAGGCCUUUGUAAUGUUUGUUAUAAGGUAAUAUCCAAGAUUUUGGUGAAUAGAAUGAGACCUUUACUGAAUAAGAUAGUGGAUCCUGCUCAAGUAGCUUUUGUUCCUAACAGAAGUAUUACUGAAAAUGUGGUGCUUGCUCAAGAGAUUGUUCACAACUUCAAGCAGACUAGGAAGAGGAAGGGCUAUUUAGGAGUGAAGCUAGACUUUCAAAAGGCCUAUGAUAGGAUGGAGUGGAGCUUUCUUAUGAAGGUUCUCAAGGCUUUGGGCUUCAAUGAUAAGUUUUCCAACCUCAAUUAUCUAUGUAUCUCCACAGUCCAAUAUUCUCUUUUACUGAAUGGUGGAGUUUGUCAAAGUUUUAAUCUUGGUCGUGGCUUAAGGCAAGGCGAUCCACUAUCGCCAUAUCUUUUCAUUCUUGGAAGUGAGAUUCUUAUGAGACUUAUUAACAGAGAAGUUGAUCGGAAAAAUAUCUCAGCAAUUAAAGUGGCCAGCACAGCUCCCCCUAUUUCAAGACUUUGUUAUGCUGAUGAUGUGAUUAUUUUCUACAAAGCAAAGCAUUCUGAACUAGUUAGUCUAAAGAAAUGUUUGGAAAAGUAUUGUUCUUGGUCUGGCCAGUGUAUUAGCAUAGAAAAAUCUGGUGUUUUUCCAUCAAGAGGAGUUAGUAUUAAUUUUUUGCGCCAAGUAAAAGGCUGCUGGGGUCUUAAUUCUCUUCCUCAAAGUACCACUUAUCUUGGAGUUCCCCUGUUUUUAUCCAAGAACAGGUCCAAUGACCUCAAGUUGGUAAAAGAAAGACUAGAGAGCAAGUUGAGUAGCUGGAAGGGUAGGAAUUUGUCAUGGGCUGGGAGAGCAACUUUAAUUAAAUCUGUGGCGCAAUCUAUUCCGACAUACACUAUGGCUGCCUUGCAAUUCCCCAGGAAGUUAUGCGAUCAACUAGAUUCAGUGGUUCGUAGAUUCUGGUGGAACCCCAAAACGGAGUCAGGUCACUUCUGGACUCCUAUUGCUUGGUCUACUCUAUGUAGAUCCCAAAAGGAUGGUGGUUUGGGUUUUAGGAACUCUUGGGAUUUCAAUCAAGCCAUGCUUUCCAAAUUAGCCUGGUGGAUAUUGUUGGACAAGAACUGUUUGUGUGUUAAUGUUUUAAAGGCAAAAUAUAAGGUUAGACACAAUUGGUUAAACCACUGCUUCCUGGGUAAUGCUUCACCGGUCUGGAAAAGUUUGGCUGGUGUUAAGCAGCUCAUAGCUAAAGCAGCUUGCAUGUUGGUGGGGGAUGGUAAUUCCAUAAGGAUUUGGGAGGAUCCUUGGGUACCAGAGCUUCACGGGUUCAUUCCUACUCCAAAGAAUGGUGUUGACCCAAAUGUUGAUCUUAUUUUGAAAAUUCCUAUUUUUCCGACCAGUUACAAAGAUCAGUGGUCAUGGACUUGCACAAGCUCAGGGGAAUUGUCAGUGAAGUCGGCUUAUUGGAGUUGCCGGGAAACAGUGCAUCACAAUAUUGACCCCGUUUGGAACUGUAUUUGGAAAGCUAAACUCCAUGAGAGACACAAAAUGAUGAUUUGGAGGAUUGCUGCAGGUUGCUUGCCCACCAAAGAUAAGCUAAGCAGGUUUGUUGAUGCUGCUGAUGCUUAUUGUCCCCUCUGUAAGAUGGAAAGUGAAACCUCCCUUCAUCUUUUUGCUCUUUGUCCAGUUGCUAAGGCAGUUUGGUUUAGUAGUAAAUGGGGGCUGAGAAUGGAUUCUUUUGGUUUCUCUUCAGAAGCCCCUCCAAGGCGUCUAUCUGUUAAAAUUAAUGUUGAUGCAGCUAUUGGUCCAUUUCAUUCUUCCUUAGCUUUGGUGGCUAGAGACUGGAGAGGGGACUUGGUUUUUGCUUGUUCUCAAAAAGCGAAAACCACCCUCCCUCUCCAGGCAGAGGCUGAAGCUGUGAGAUGGGCUAUCUCUUUGGCUGCAAAGUUGGAAGCUGACAAUGUUAUUAUUGAGACAGACUCUAAGAUUUGUCAUGAUGCUAUUCAUGAGCUGAUUUUACCCCCGCCUUGGAGAAUUGCUUCUAUCUUAGCGGACUUGAAGUCUCUUCUUGUUUCUUAUUCUAAUGCGUCUGUCAUCUGGGUUCCUAGGCUAGCUAAUAUGGCAGCUCAUUCCCUAGCUAAAUGGUCUCUUGCUUGUAAUUUUUUUGGUUCUUUUGAUUGGGGUAGCUAUCCUCUUUGUUUUGCUUCUGUAAUUAAGAAGGAAAGGCUGAGCUAG